AACAAAGGGUUGGCUACUCCUACAGAAGCACCAACACAUCCAUUAUUCACAUAUAAUCAUUUAUUUAAAAAGAAACCAAGUUUACAACUUUCUAAUUCAGAUAGAUUAUUAUUUCAACCUUCAAGUUCAUACUCAUUUCCUAAUUUAUAUACUCCAUCACCAUUUUAUAAUCUAUUGCAAAUGGUUUCAACAUUUACUUUAUCUUAUUCGGAUUUAGAGCCAACAUCAUAUACUACAAGACAAUUUCUACCUACUAUCAGUGAAUUUUUAAAAUCAAUUGAUGAAAAUGAAAAUACUGUUGAUUAUUAUCAAGAACUAUCAAAUGAAGAGCUUAAAGAAUGUGGG
Messenger RNA from Dentiscutata erythropus, 345 nucleotides. NCBI's taxonomy places the organism in Eukaryota, Fungi, Glomeromycota, Glomeromycetes, Diversisporales, Gigasporaceae. The record is from the annotation of a GenBank genome assembly.